AUGGAUGCCCCGCGACUGGCAUCAAGUCCGAGUCCGAUCCGCGAUACAGAGACAGACCACGCUCCCACCGGCCCUGCGAAGCCUGUGAGGUAUACCUCCUCCUCGUCAUACGAAAGUCCCAGAAGACAUCAACACCGCGAACCCACCGCACCGCGCCAUGUCAAGGAAACACUCAACGCUCGAUCCGAAUAUACUACAAGCCAAGAUGACGGAACUGCACAACAUCGCAUCAAUCAGUACAUAAUCAAGCAAGAGAUAGGCCGCGGUUCGUUUGGUGCCGUGCAUCUGGCGGUGGAUCAAUAUGGAAACGAAUAUGCUGUCAAAGAAUUUUCCAAGGCACGAUUACGAAAACGACAACAAUCGCACAUGCUACGACGCCCACGUGGACCACAACGUCCUGGAACCGGAUUCAAUUCACCCCUCCAUCGUCAUCCCUCUGGAACAGAUGAAGCUGAAGAAGGCCACCCGCUGGAUUUGAUCAGGCAGGAAAUAGCAAUCAUGAAGAAAUUAAACCACAACAAUUUAGUUUCGUUGAUAGAGGUGCUGGACGAUCCUACCGAGGACUCAUUAUAUAUGGUAAUGGAGAUGUGCAAAAAGGGCGUUAUCAUGAAAGUCGGAUUGGACCAAAAAACAGAUCCUUACGAAGAUGAAAGAUGUCGAUUAUGGUUCCGGGAUCUCAUUCUCGGUAUCGAAUAUCUACACUCUCAAGGCAUCGUUCACAGGGAUAUCAAACCGGACAACUGUCUCCUUACCUCUGACGACGUGCUGAAAGUCGUCGAUUUCGGCGUAUCGGAAAUGUUCGCCAAGGAUUCGGAAAUGUAUACGGCCAAGUCGGCGGGAUCGCCAGCUUUUCUUCCACCGGAGCUUUGUGUCGUUAAGCAUGGUGACAUUUCUGGGAAAGCUGCGGAUAUAUGGUCUAUGGGAGUGACGCUAUAUUGUUUACGAUAUGGUCAUAUUCCGUUUGAGAAACAAAGUAUUUUUGAAUUAUACGAAUCGAUUCGAAAUGAUGAUUUCGAUCUGGGGGAUGAACAAGACGAAGACUUUAAAGAUCUGAUGCAUAGGAUACUGGAGAAGGAUCCUACGAAGCGAAUCACCAUGUCAGAAUUGCGAAAUCACCCCUGGGUAACCAAAAAUGGUGAAGACCCAUUGUUACCCGAAGAAGAGAACACAGCGCAAGAGGUUGGGUUACCUACUGAGGAAGAAAUGGUAUCAGCCAUCACGCAUAAUGUCGAGAAUCUCUUCUCGGUGAUGAAAGCCGUUAGCAAAUUCAAGAGACUGGUGGACCCAUCAAAAGCAGUGAUACACAGUAUUCUCGGCUCAGAGCAUGACUCGCAAAUGGUUCAACCACCACUCCAAAUCGAACCCUACGAGGGUACUGAAGCAAUGGGGGUAUUCAAGAGGGUCAUCAAUGAGAAUGACUUGCUCCGUAGGAGCUCGACGAAUACAUCACAAGAGUCAUUUAGUGAACGAGGACGAUCGCCAAAAAGGCACGGUUCGGGCGUUGCAGAUAAUCAGACCAGAUCGAUUUUUAUGAAAGCUGCAGCCGCAGCCGCAGCUGCGGUAGCAAACCCAUCGUCGAAAGAAGGAUCGCCGUCGCGGAGCACUUCUGAGGGAACACGAGGUCACGCCCGAAAUCCCCUGGAGGAGGAAGUUCAAUUCCUCCAUAUCGGACCGUCAACAUUCACCGGAGACUUCACCAAUAACCACGAGUACAGCAAUCAUAGUAGUAACAAUGACGACCAAUCAAACGCCCUUAAACAAAGACCAAUCCUCUCCCCCCUUAGCGUCCCCGACACAUCCAUCAACGGAAUUCCCGAAUUUCCACAAACAGGCACCCCGGUCGACACCGACCAAGUCCCCAUCAUCAGCGAGUCACCCGGUGCAUCAGAAAUAGAUAUAUACGAAACAGCCUACCGCGAAGAGAUUGAGCGGAUAAAACGACGCAGCGUCGAUAGACGCGAUAGUGUGAAGACGAGAGUAUACUUGACUCGCCGCGUUGAGAGUAAGAAGAAACAUCUGGAUGAAGUUUUGAGGAUGGUAUCGUCUGGGUCCACCCGGAAUCAACAUCAGCAGCAGCAUGACAACAAUAACGAUCAAGAUCACAGCUCUGACUCGAUUAUUCUUCAUGGUGUCAGCGACAAAGUCUCCGGUGCGUUCGCUUCUGCAGGAGCGGCGUUUAGUAAUGCUUUGGCCGCGGCGAAAGGGGCGGCGAGUACGAAUAUCAGUAGUACCAGUGGUUCUGUAGGCAAGGAAGAAGGAAAGGAUGGAGAAGGGGCGGAGUCGAAGUAA
This is a messenger RNA of Talaromyces amestolkiae, 2289 nucleotides long. RefSeq lists its product as uncharacterized. The record is from RefSeq and is a predicted model, not a curated record. Lineage: Eukaryota; Fungi; Ascomycota; Eurotiomycetes; Eurotiales; Trichocomaceae. The transcript is spliced from 6 exons. Gene Ontology annotation, biological process: intracellular signal transduction; protein phosphorylation. The coding region runs from base 1 to 2289 and encodes 762 amino acids. Gene Ontology annotation, cellular component: cytoplasm. Gene Ontology annotation, molecular function: protein serine/threonine kinase activity; ATP binding.